GGUGCACAGUUGCGCCGCUUUAGCUCGAGCCAGAGCCGAGCGAGAGUCGCUCAGACCGGACCGUCUGACCCCGGGAUGCCCCUGCGUGGCGUCUAAUAAACAACUACAGCCACACAACGCCCUCGCCUUCCUUGCUUUUGGACGUUUAUAUUGGCGUUUCGUCCAAAAAACCAGCGUACUUUUCGACCCUGGACGGACUUAACCCCAAGUGAAAGAUGUCAAUCCUGCCCUUCACUCCCCCCAUCGUGAAGAGGCUGCUGGGCUGGAAGAAGGGCGAGCAGAACGGCCAGGAGGAGAAGUGGUGCGAGAAAGCCGUCAAAAGCCUGGUCAAGAAGCUCAAGAAGACCGGCCAGCUGGACGAGCUGGAGAAAGCCAUCACCACCCAGAACAUCAACACCAAAUGCAUCACGAUACCGAGGUCAUUGGAUGGCCGCCUGCAGGUCUCCCACAGAAAGGGUCUGCCCCACGUCAUCUACUGCCGGCUGUGGCGCUGGCCCGACCUGCAGUCUCACCAUGAGCUGCGAGCGGUGGAGCUGUGCGAGUAUGCCUUCCACACAAAGAAAGAUGAAGUGUGCGUCAACCCAUACCACUACCAGAGAGUAGAAACACCAGUUCUCCCACCGGUGCUGGUGCCACGACACACGGAAAUCCCCAGUGAGUUCCCACCUCUGGAUGACUACAGCCACUCAAUCCCUGAAAACACCAACUUCCCCGCUGGCAUUGAGCCCCAAAGCAAUUACAUACCAGAAACGCCACCGCCGGGGUACCUCAGUGAGGAUGGAGAGACCAGCGAUCACCAGAUGACCAACAGCAUGGACACAAGUUCCCCAAAUCUAUCACCAAACCCAGUAUCACCCACACACAGUAAUUUAGACCUGCAGCCAGUGACGUACUGUGAGCCGGCCUUCUGGUGCUCUAUUUCAUACUACGAGCUGAACCAGAGAGUUGGAGAGACCUUCCACGCCUCACAGCCGUCGCUGACCGUGGACGGCUUCACGGACCCCUCCAACUCAGAGCGUUUCUGCCUCGGACUGCUCUCCAAUGUCAACCGCAACGCAGCAGUGGAGUUAACGCGCAGACACAUUGGCCGUGGUGUGCGACUGUACUACAUCGGAGGAGAGGUGUUUGCGGAGUGUCUCAGCGACAGCGCCAUCUUUGUCCAGAGCCCCAACUGUAAUCAGCGUUAUGGUUGGCACCCGGCCACAGUCUGCAAGAUCCCUCCAGGAUGUAACCUGAAGAUCUUCAACAACCAGGAGUUUGCUGCCCUUCUGGCCCAGUCAGUCAACCAGGGGUUUGAGGCCGUGUAUCAGCUGACCAGGAUGUGCACCAUCCGCAUGAGCUUUGUUAAGGGCUGGGGAGCAGAAUACAGGCGGCAGACGGUGACCAGCACCCCCUGCUGGAUCGAGCUGCACCUGAACGGCCCGCUGCAGUGGCUCGACAAGGUGCUCACACAGAUGGGCUCGCCAAGCAUCCGCUGCUCCAGCGUCUCUUAGGGAGAUCCGUCAUCCACUUGUUUCCCGUGCACCACGUCCACCGUCUGAGACUUAAAACACAGAGAUAAGAAGAGCAACACGAGUACUGAAAGAAGACAAAACCCUCCCACUUCCCCUCUGUCAGUCCCUCCUCCCGACCAGCUGUCAGUUGCACUUUUUCAUAUACAUGUUGUUUGUUGUGGAAGGGGACACAUGCAUUAAUGCAGUAACGUGGUAGUGAUGUCAGUGGGCUCGCAACAUAUUAUUCAAAAUUUGUCAUUUUUGGUAAUCACUUCCUUUGGCAUCUCAGGACCAGAGAUGCUGGAAUUUGUUUUCUCUUUUGUUCAAAUCUUUUGUUUAAUAUUUGUGUGUUGUUUUUUUUGUUCUGUUUUUUGUACAGAUCUUUAAUUGAACAGCAAACUUUUUUAAAAAAAGAAGAAAAAAAACAGGAAUUAAUUUUUUUACGCAUUAGUCCCAAAUUUCCAAAACAUGUCAAAUUGCUUCAGAUGUUUUAAAUUGUUUCACUUAAUUUUGUUUCUGUAUUUGGACUUUUGAUAAGUUAUGAAGACACUUUCAAAUGUACCACAUUGAUCUGAUCAAUAUGGAUCUAUACAUUGUGUGAAGGAAAUGUUACUGUAAGUCCAGCAGGAGGAAUUUGGGGUUUUCAUGCAGUUGUGUUCACACAAGGAAUGUAGCACGUUGUUACACUUUGGAGCUUCAAACAGAAACAGAAACAAAUAUAUCUAAAAGCAUCAGUCAAAUUCAGAAUGAAACCAGAUUAAACUGUCAGUCACUGACGGGUGGGGUUGAUGAUGGAGGACAUCUGGAGAGCACACAGGAGGUGAUUCUCUGUAACACUUUACACAAGUACUUCAGAAAGAGGUGGAUGCAUUCUUGUACAAAUAUGAUAUUCCUGUAUAUUGACCGGUGGGGGAGGUUUAUGUGAAAUACACCCUGUAUUAAUAUCAGAAGCUUUUGCAAUUUACAAAAAUCAUUUUGCAUCAUUUUAUGUUGUAGUAUAUGAAAUUCUGAAUCUGCACAGGACUUGAACGCAUACUGUCUCGCAUACUGUACUCUUUAGCAGACUUUGAGUUAAAUGACAGCCUGAGCACGCUUGCGUGUUUUGUGGAUAAUCUUCAGAAGGAGAAGCUGAAAAGACAGCAGGAAGAAGGCGGCUUUUUUUCUAAGUACCGUCCCUGCAGUCUAACACGUUGGUCUUACUUUCAGCUAUACUGACUUUUCACACACUCAGGACUGAAAAAAGAAAAAGAAAAAAAUCUCUGAAAUAUAAACAGGAACCAGUGAAAAAGACAAAUGACACUUGACGCAAGUCUAUUUUAAUAUUGAGUAUUUUUGUAGGACAAUGAGGUUAUAACGUUGUCUGACUUCGUCCGCCCCAAACCUACGCCGUGCAUGACACGGCAGCACACUGCUGGCAGGUCUGGGUUGUAUUUUUCUACUUGUGAGGCCGUUUGGGUACAAAGCACAGAUUUUUACAAAGGGAAAUGUUUAGAUAGAAAGAGGCGUGUAAAAAAAAACAAAAAAAAAAACAGUAGUGUCUUAAAAUUAAAUUUUUCCUUCUUUUGUUUAGGUCUAUGUACGUAUAGUAUACACGUGUUUUAAUGUGACCAUUGACCUUUAUAACGUUGAUGGUUUGGGAAGCAGGAGAACAAAAAAUGAGGCAAAAAGAAAAAAAAUGUAUCUAAUUCUGAAAUAGAAAAGCAAAGUCACAGCUGCAGUUCCUUUUCCUUUCAACCACCCGCUGUGGUGGAAGUGGACUGACUUCCCUCUGGUUCCAUGUGAGACAAAGACUCAGCAGGUGAGCUCCAACAAUAUUUGGGAUAUGUCAUCGAUGCUUAUUUACGUUAACCUGGCUCUUGAGGCUGAUGCCAGCCCCCCAGCACUAAGCUGAAACAUUUUAGGGACUCAAACAUGCAGCAAAGUCAUAAGAACUCAGCAUUGAAGUUGGGGGAUUUUGAUUUCUUCUAAAUGCUUAUAUCUUUAAAACUUGCAAACUAAAAUGUUGAGUUGUCUCGGAAACAGUAGCAUCUACCAGUCUGAGACAAAACUAGCUCUGCAGAGCUUCUGGUGUCCUUGAACGCAGCAGUCUUGAUUCUGAUGGGAUCUUUAACCCCGUGGUUAUUGUAAUUACCCUGUAGGGGUUAUUUUGAAAGCAAAUUUGUCAUUUUUAUACACUGCAAGUUGUAGCGCAUCUGUUUCUUUUUUCUUUGUUUAAAUUUGUUCACUGUAAUCAUUAGUUGUGAUUUACACUCCUCUGAUCCGAAUUUUGUCUCUUUAGAUUUCUUGUCUAAAAUUAUACCUCUUAUUUUUCUCUGCCUAUAAAAAGUGGAUGUGAUGCUUUAUAUUUUUGUGUAUUACUGUUCUACAAAUAAAAUACACAACUUGUGGUGAAAUGGGAGCCGACGCGCCUUGUAAAGAGAAAACUUUAGAACCAAACUUAGCUGGCAAGCUUUAUCUUUGUCUGUGUUCAGAUUUUUUGGGGCUUUCUCCAGCCUCAGAUUGAAUAUGAAUUGAUUCAACAUUAGAAUUUGCAACUGUUAACUUGAUUUUACAGUUAAUAAAGCUCUUUCUUGGCAAUAAAU
Messenger RNA from Cololabis saira (Pacific saury), 4075 nucleotides. RefSeq names its product SMAD family member 3a (gene smad3a). The transcript has 8 exons. Gene Ontology annotation, biological process: SMAD protein signal transduction; regulation of transcription by RNA polymerase II; BMP signaling pathway. The record is from RefSeq and is a predicted model, not a curated record. Gene Ontology annotation, molecular function: RNA polymerase II cis-regulatory region sequence-specific DNA binding; I-SMAD binding; DNA-binding transcription factor activity, RNA polymerase II-specific. Bases 216 to 1493 code for a protein of 425 amino acids. Gene Ontology annotation, cellular component: heteromeric SMAD protein complex. NCBI's taxonomy places the organism in Eukaryota, Metazoa, Chordata, Actinopteri, Beloniformes, Belonidae.